GUGGUGUUUUUAACGGGACUUCCGUUUUCUGCUGUACAUUUGUCAAUGUGUAAAUGUAAACAUGAAAAUAGUAGUCCUUUUUGCCUCCCUGUUAGUAAUAGUGCUUUCGAAAGAGGAUUUAGAAGGAUUAGAACAGUACCUUCAAGACCCUAGUUUCUGGCAUUUUGUAGAAAAACGUCUUGGUUCCAAGAAUGAGCUUGAAUCAAAGGUCCCCGAAUCUACGUCGAAAUUGAAAGAUCAAUAUGACCCAUUUGGGACCAGUUCCAGCAACGACGUAUCGAAAUUGAAACAUCCAUAUGACCCACUGGAGACCCAUUCUAGCAGUGACGUUUCGGGUAAAACACCUGAUCAUCGGAGCGAUUCAAUGGAAGAUACUCUUGGAAACCUUUGCCAAUAUAGACCAAAUGCAAGCAUGAUCAUUCGCUCCAAAGCUUCAAUAAGCAAUGGUGCCUUCUUUUUAAAGUCCUUCAACAAAAGAAUCCGGGAGGAAUGCGUUAAUGCCUGUUGUUACACCCAAGGAUGCAAUUUAGUUGUAUAUGAAAACAAGGAUGAACACAACUGUUACCUCUUCAAUUGUGGAACACCGAGUAAAUGCUUAUUUGCAGAGCAUGCAAAUUACACAUCACUUUUUUUCCCAAAUCAUGUUGCACCUGGUACCUCAUACGUAGGACAUCAACAACAACAUGAGGAUGAAUUGGAGGAUUUAAACUCCAACGUGACUCCCAAACCUACAACUCGGGCUCCACAAAGGAAGGUUCCUUUGUAUGGGAAUUGUGACAUUGAUUGGAAUGAUGAAUGCAGCGAUAGUAAUGCGGAAUGCAGAGACGGUAUAUGCAAGUGCUCAUAUGGAUAUCAUGCAAAAUAUGGAAUCUGCAGAGUUGAUUGUCCAGACUCAGCAUUUGAAUGUAAAAACAAAGGUCAGGGAGUAAAUGUUCCAGAGUGCAUUUCAAAAAACCAUGUCUGUGAUGGGCAGCCCCAGUGUGCUGAUGGUUCUGAUGAGGAUACAUGCCCCAAUACUGUGUCGACGAGCACGUCUACCACAACAACAUUCACAACAACAACAACGACAACUAUGCCCAAACCAGUUACGAUUAAAUCCUCUCAACAGAAAAUGAAGAAUGUGGGAAUGAAUGAUCCGACAGUACCGCAGUAUGGCCCCAUUAACCAGAACAGGAUACCAGUAGGAUCCGACACGUAUAAUGGGAAUGGUUACUACUGGCCCUCCGGAUACAAUCAAAUGUAUGGAAGCCAGAACUAUCCCCGAAAUUACGGCAGAUUCCAGUCAGGAGCUCAGUAUCCCUACGAUCCGAGGUAUUACAAUUCAUAUGACAACGCGGGACAACAGAUGGGCAGUGGAUACAUAGAUCCAGCUAGGGGCUAUUAUGACAAGUCGGCUCCAGGCAGUGGAAGCCAGGCUUCCGGUUCUCAGACUGGUCCUGAUAUUGGGAAGGGGAAAAGUUCAAAAAUUGAUCAUUCCGGGGUGAAAUAUCCGAACGGAAAUGUGAUGUCUAACAGCAAUGGAAGAGACGGAACACCAGUAAAGAGUAUCAAUGAUAAAUCUGUUUCAAACCUAGAAGAAAAACAUGUUGUCAAAACAACAGAAAAGCCAACAACACAUCGUCCAACCACUCAACCAGCUAUCACCAGGGAGAGGUUCAACAGCUGGAGAAAUGAAAAAGCUGGCUGGGAGAAAACUAACCAUCAUGUAUCUGAUAAAAGUUCUCAGAAACAAAUCAACCAUGACAUUCCCAGCUGGAAAAGUCAAGAAGGGACCAAGAAAUUUGCUCAAGAGAAUCGGAAUAAUUGGGAGAAGGAGCAAGAUUUAUCACGUAAUGAUAAAUACAAUCAGUUUAAGGAUAACUCUGACCAAUCGGUGGGAACACCAGAACAUGGAACCUCCAACAAUGUGAACACACACCAUCCACGGCCAGGAGAAAGUUCUGCAGACAAGUCACAUACAGCGAAACAGAACGCCCCAAUACCACAACAUGGCACAGGUAAAGAGAAGAGCUGGGGACAACACACAGAAUCUCAAAUGGAUAAUAACUACUCAAGUGCAAGCAGUAAGAAAGGUACAAGUGGAAAUCACAGGGAGGACAGUAAAGGAAGAAUGAGUGAUGUAUCACCAGGUCAAGGAAGGUCAGGAGGUGAUGGGUCAUUGGGUCAAGGAAGGUCAGGAAGUGGUGAAUCUCGGGACAGGACAAGUAACAGACAUCGAGGCCAAGGGAAAUCUGAUAGGUGGCAGCAGCAGCAGAGAUGGAAAGAUGGUAGAAACAAAGAGAUAGGACAAACAAAUGAUAGGCAGAUGGGUCAAGCCAACACAAAUAAUAGAAUUCAGAAGCAGGAUAGAACACAGGUGGGGUCAAAGGUCAAAACAAGUGAUGAUUCCCACAGGAAACCAAACAUCAUAGAUCAUGGGUCAAAUAGACUUAGCGAUAACUCGGGCAAAUCAAUGAAAGGAAAGCAAAAGGAAAAGGGUGAAUCAGAAAGUAUAGACUAUGACAGUUAUUUUAACAAAAGUCCUCAAACUGGGCAAGAUGUAGGACCCCAAAAGCCGGGAUACAGAAGACCAGCAUACAAAAAGCAGAGACCUCACCAUUACCAGUACUAUGACAGUUACAGGCCAUCUCCAUACUGGAAUUACGACUACUACGAGUACAGUGAUCAUCCCAACAAGAAGUACCCCCCUCCCUACGACCAAGGAGACUCAGAUAACGACAAGGAGUGGCUGGACAACAAGAACAUUCCACCUGUGAUUGAAGAGAAACCGACCUCAAAGGCAACACAGAAACCUACGCCUAAACCCACGCAGAAAACAACCCGAGCUCCUGGCGCAAAAGAAAUAAAGAUUAAAGACCCAGGACAGAUUUCAAAGGAGAAAUCAACUACAGGGGGAGAUAAUGCAGGAAAAACUACUGACAAAAAACAGCAGGCAUCUAGUGAAAAGUCAGAAAACACAAUAAAACUGAAGAAAAAUUCCACCGAAUCCAAAGUCCCUGAUGGUAGUGGAUUAUUGCAGGAAGCUGUGGAAACUCAUGUAGUGGUGGAGAGCCCUACAGACGGUCACCAGGGCCCCAUCGUGGCACUCGCCCUAGGGCUAGGCAUCACUGUUAUAUUAUUGUUCUUUGUGGGUUGUCGGUUGAGAAAUGUUAAACGACGGAUUCGCAAAGGAAGGGCCCUACAUUCAAAUGAAGCAGAUUAUUUGAUUAAUGGAAUGUAUUUAUGAAAAAGUGUGAUAGCAAGGUUGCCAUGCUUUGCAAAUUUAAUGGGGAUGGGGUUUCCACAUGUUUUGUUAAUAAAUGGGUCUAUUAUCAUGGUUUCAAAUUAUUCUAAGGGUGUAUAAUUAAUGUUUGAACUUUUUCAAAGCCCAUGUGUUAAGUUAUCCCACCAGAGACUUUUUACAGGACAAAUUUUAUAGUUUUAUAUUGAAUCUCAGAUACUACAUGUGUGUAGUGUGAAAAAGUUAUUACAUACAGCAAGAUGUAUUUUUGUCAUCAAAAAUGAACAAAUGGCCAAAUUUCUUCAUUUUCUGUGUGAAGAUUAAUUUUGGAUCAUAGAAAUCCAAUAUGAGUUUAUGUUGUGAUGUGAUGCAAUACUUUGUACCAGUGCAAUGGUUCUUCCUUUCUCCUUCAGGUCUACAUAGAAAUAUCAUUUCAAAGGUGAUAAUAGUAAAUAUAGCUUACUCUGGAUGUUUUGAAAUUUAGGGGACGAAUCUUUUUCUUUCAAUAUUUAUAGAAACAAAGAUCAAAAUAAGCCAAAUCGGAAAUCGUGACCAUAUUGGAAGCUUUGUUUUACAUCCUGAUCCUGGUUACAAAAGCAGCAUAUACAUGUAAACUCAAAGUAAUUGUGUUGUUCAUUAUCAAUUACUUCUCUGCUAGGACCUUGCUAGAAAGUGCUAUAUUCGAUGAUCUAGCAUUUGUAAACCACUUGAAGAGACAUGCAGUCAUCUAUUUCUGUAUAGUCUCCAAUUCUCACACCUUUCCGAAUCUGGGGGGAAAUCUUCCAACUCAACAGCUUCAAUGAUAGCAAAUGUUGUUUGAAAAUCAUGGUUAAAGUACUAGGGCUAAUCCCAAAAUCCUUUGCUAUUUCAGAUGUUGAUUCAAUACAACCGUUAUAGAAACAACACAUUAUCAUUAUGGCGGACUGAUGAUUAAUUUCAAAAUAAGCACUAUUUCAAUAUAAGUGAUUUCAGUUUAACCAGCAUUUUAAUGCAAAGAAAAUGAGAGACUGAAGCUGGGGAUUUUGUUUUAUUUCAAUAUAAGUGGAGUAAGCUGUACUACCCUUAUAAUUUGAAUUUUGGUUGUAUUUAAGUGAGUUGUUUUCUGUGAUUGGAUAACUGAAAUCCAUAAGAAAUAUAUAAGUCCCGCCUGUAUACAGGUUUACUUGUUCCAACAUACAGUGCCAGCAGUUUGGCUUGUGAUAUUAUGAAGGUGUAACAUUCCGGAUAUGUUCAGGAGUAUAAUGAUAUUUUCUGUUCUUUUGAACUACCAUAUUUCAUAUUGGUUUAUUUUUAUUUUUUGCUUGACAUGCAUUCCACUAAAUGUAUGACUUUCCACUUUUUUUGCAGAGAUAGUUUAUGUAUAUAUAAAAUGACCUGGAUAUAUGAAGUGAGACUUGCAUUUGAAUUAAGUCUAUUGUCCCUGUGUGCAAUAUACAAAAUAUACAGUGAAUUCAUUCCUGUUUUAAAGCUAGGUUGUUAUAUCAUGUUUAUGGUAUUGAUGUUUAUUGGUUUUUACAGCUGAGUUCUCAAGGACUUUUUGUGAAAUGAAUGUGAUAUGUUGAGGUUCUUUCUUUAUUCUUGCACUUGUAGUUAUUGUAAUGGAAGAUUUAACCAGCACACUGUGUAAAUUGUUGGUCCAGAUUGGAUGUCAGAAUCUGAAUUUAUACAAUGGCUUCUACAAAUCUGUCAAUUUUUUUUCCAUCUGCAAUAGUUUAUUUUGUAUGGAUUUCUCCAAUAUUCUUUCCAUUAAGUUGUAUCCUUUAUUGUAUAUCAAUGAUUUUUGGUUGUGGUAGAGUAUAAAAUUAUUUUGUAUUUUUGUACUGUUUUCUGUCAUAUUGUUUUCAGUCUUGUUAGUAUGUAUUGUUAUUUGUACUUAUUAAAACAGAUCUGGAUUUCUA
Molecule: messenger RNA, 5118 nt
Organism: Ostrea edulis (European flat oyster)
Lineage: Eukaryota; Metazoa; Mollusca; Bivalvia; Ostreida; Ostreidae
Product: filaggrin-2-like
Exons: 7
Coding region: 62-3226 (1054 amino acids)
Molecular function (GO): protein binding
Source: RefSeq, a predicted model, not a curated record